Messenger RNA from Aspergillus niger, 1701 nucleotides. RefSeq lists its product as uncharacterized. Gene Ontology annotation, biological process: cytoplasmic translational initiation. Bases 1 to 1701 code for a protein of 566 amino acids. Gene Ontology annotation, molecular function: guanyl-nucleotide exchange factor activity; translation initiation factor activity. The record is from RefSeq and is a predicted model, not a curated record. NCBI's taxonomy places the organism in Eukaryota, Fungi, Ascomycota, Eurotiomycetes, Eurotiales, Aspergillaceae. Gene Ontology annotation, cellular component: eukaryotic translation initiation factor 2B complex; guanyl-nucleotide exchange factor complex. The transcript is spliced from 4 exons.
AUGAAAGCACGUAAAACCAUCGGUCAUGAUCCGUGCACGGGAUCCACAAAACUAAGGUCGGGCCCUCCCGAUCCUGACUCAUUCCGCUAUCAACACGUGACUCUCCCCGAACUCAGCUCACAUUCGCGGCAUCAGGUGAGUCCAGCAAUUUCAGAAAAUAUGCCAUCCUCGGCUCCGGUGCCCGCAACGGGCUUUCAGGCUCUCAUUCUAUGCGGUCCCGGCGUCUCUCUUAACACCUUCACAUCGAACCCGGAGGAGUACCCGAAGAGUCUCAUUCCUAUCGCAAACAGGCCCAUGGUGUUCUAUCCCAUCGACUUUUGCAAGCGGUCAGGCAUUACAGAUAUCACAUUAAUCACGCCCCCUUCCUCUCUCGGUCCCCUUCAAGCUGCUCUCAAGCAAAACCCACAUCUCACAUCGCUACCCGCCCCCUCCGUGUCCGUCGUGGCCCCAAAAGACCUCGAAAUGACCAUGGGAACGGCCGAACUGCUCCGUCUUCCGGAGGUUCAAGAAUGCAUCAAGACAGACUUCCUUCUUCUUCCAUGCGACUUGAUAUGUGAUAUCCCAGGUGAAUCUAUACUAGAGGCGUGGUUGCAAGGGGGACGUCGCGGCGGGCUUGCCGUAUAUUAUCAGACACUGGGUCGUGAGGAGAGCGUGAAAGGCGAGGCCACCGACUUUGUCGCUGUCGCGCCUCUCGGGCAGGAUGAAGCUCCGGUAGUAUCACACCUCGUUGAUGGACCUUCAGCCCUGCGGUUUGGCCUAUCAAAACUACUCAUGUCAAUGCCUAUGGAUACUGUGAAGGAGAGGAUGGAACAGGAGAAGGGCUUCCUUGUGCGCCACGCCUUAGUACAGAAGUAUGCCCAGGUCAAGAUGUUGACCAGCUACCGGGAUGCACAUCUUUAUGUCUUUCCCUAUUGGGUGAAGGAUCUAGCUCGUCACCAGGAGAAGCUCGAAUCGGUAAGUGAGGAUCUUAUCGGCUAUUGGGCCAAAGCAGGAUGGCAAAAGGGUCUAGGGGAUAAGCUGGGAAUGAACAAGAUCUUCCAUGAUCAAAGCCAGCACGACAACAAAAGUCACGACGGCGAUCUGGUGGAGGACGAGAUUGAUCUCAACAACAUAAGUUCUACAAAGGUCGGCAGUCCGGCUUCACAAGCUGUGGAACACCCUCAAAUUCUCGCCUAUGUACAACAGGGGUCAACACCCUUUGUUCGAAGAGUUGACAGUUCCGCUAUCCUGCUGUCAACAUCCCUUCGGCUGGCCAAGCUAGACUCGAUCGAGGAAGUUGGUCGCCAGGCAGCAUCGCCUUUUGCGCAUAGCCAGAAAGUUGCCCAUCCUGAGGGUGUGGCCCAACGCUGCACAGUUACAAAGAGUGACUGUUUGCUUGCUGAGAAUGUUACCGUGGAACCAACAUGUGUCAUCAAGGAGAGUGUCAUCGGGCCCAACUGCCAUAUUUCUAGUGGUGCACGACUCACUCGCUGCGUGGUAAUGGACGGAGCAGUAGUUGAGUCCCGAGCUCAGUUGACAGGCUGUCUAAUUGGCCGACGAGCUAGGAUUGGUCGUGAAUGCGUCCUCAAGGACUGUGAAGUCCAGGAUGCCAACGUCGUUCCGGAGGAAACGGAUGCUAAGAAUGAGAAGUUCAUGGUAUUCGAAGGUCUGGAUGAUGAAGGAGAUGAGGGAAUGGACGAUAUGGAUGAGUUCGACGGUUGA